ACAAAGGUGGCUCAGAACGGUUACGUACCAAUUUAUAACUAUCGGUCCACCAUUAUAUUUAAACCCCGAAGUUCCCAAAGCUUCAUCCAACUUUCACAUUGUUUGUUCUUCAAUGGCGGCUCACACUCUAGCUGUGAUCAUCAACAACCCAUUAAACAGCGCAGAAUUUCUCCUCCUGAAACAGACCCCACCCCCACUAUUCAAUGACCCCGACUACGAUUCCUUCGUCGAUUCCGACCUCUGGGACUUGCCGUCCGCUCAGCUGCUCCCUCUCACAUCGCCGUCGGAGUCCAAUGUCGUCGUCACUGCCGACGGAAGUUCCUCCCAUGAUUUCGAUUUCAGUAAAUUCGACCUCAAUUCAGCUCUUGUUCAGGUUCUGGGACAGCUGGGAUUUGGGGAGGCCAGUGAGGUAGAAUGGAAAUUCCACAAGUGUGUGGAAGAGCCUGAAUUUGGACCAGGAUUGCCUGCAAAAAUAGUCUAUAUUAUAGGAACCUUGGGUCUUAAAGAUGAGAAAUUGAAUGAACUUUCUAAGUGGAUGAGCAUUGAAAGGUGCCUUGAUAAGCUUAUUGAUGUAAAGCCUGGUGAUGACCGUAUAGGAUUAUUGGUUGCUGUUGGUCUUCUCAACACCUCAGAGCAAUCUGGAUACUGCAAAAUCCCUCAAACUUUGAAUUUUCAGGAAUACCCUACUGGUCUUAAACUUGUGCCAAUGGGAAGUAGAACUGCAAAGCCUUUUCUCACAACAAAUUUAAUUGUGCUUGUACCUGAGAAGAAUCAUGAUGUAUGCUCUGGUGAUAACUUUGCUGCUCAUGGAGAAGCACUGAUAGUAGAUCCAGGUUGCAAGUCAGCUUUCUACGAAGAGCUGAGGGAGAUAAUUUCUGCUUUGCCCAGAAAGUUAGUCGUCUUUGUAACCCAUCAUCAUCAUGAUCAUGUUGAUGGUCUUUCAGUAGUCCAGAAAUGCAACCCUGAUGCUACUCUUUUAGCUCAUGAGAAUACCAUGUGCCAAAUUGGAAAAGGUGAUUGGUCUCUUGAUUAUGUUUCAGUUUCUGGAUCUGAGGAAGUUUGCAUCGGUGGUCAGCGAUUGAGAAUCAUCUCAGCACCGGGGCAUACUGAUGGGCACUUGGGAUUACUUCAUGUCAAUACCAACUCUUUGAUUGUGGGAGAUCAUUGUGUUGGGCAAGGAAGUGCUAUUUUAGAUAUUAAUUCUGGUGGAAAUAUGGGUGAUUACUUCCAGACAACUUAUAAAUUUCUGGAGCUUUCACCUCAUGCCUUGAUUCCCAUGCAUGGACGAGUUAAUAUGUGGCCUAAACAUAUGCUCUGUGGAUAUCUCAGAAACCGGAGAAACAGAGAGUCGACCAUCUUCAAAGCAAUUGAGAAUGGAGCCAAAACACUGUUCGAUGUAGUUGCUUAUACGUACCAUGAUGUCAACCCAAGUUUCUGGAUUCAUGCUUCGUCCAACGUAAGGCUUCAUGUGGAUCAUCUAGCUCAGCAGGAUAAGUUGCCAAAGGACUUCUCACUUCAUAAAUUUGGGAAGACUUGUGGAUUGCAUUUUGUGUUGCGAUGGGUACCGGUGUAUCUAAGUAGCACACUCUCAAUAAAGCCGAGGAUGCCAAGAAAACCGUUCUUCUAUGGUGCUGCUGUGGCGGUGGCAGCGGCUAGCUUGGCUAUGUUCUUGUCUAUGAGAGAGCAACACAAUCAUGGGUGAGCAAUUCCAAUACAUUUAUGCAGUACAUGGAUUAAGGAAGGUAGAAAAUCUUGUUUUUGAUGCAUAGAUUGUCUUCCCCUCAGUUAUGUUUUAUGUUGUAUGUACAAUAUACUACAAUCACCCUACUCUUAGGGAUUAUAUAUACCAUUUAUAAUAUGAAUCAACUAUGGUUCCCUUUCUAGGAUGGUUUUGGGUAAAAA
Ipomoea nil (Japanese morning glory) is the source of this 1902-nucleotide messenger RNA. RefSeq lists its product as uncharacterized. The coding region runs from base 113 to 1702 and encodes 529 amino acids. NCBI's taxonomy places the organism in Eukaryota, Viridiplantae, Streptophyta, Magnoliopsida, Solanales, Convolvulaceae. Gene Ontology annotation, cellular component: plastid. The record is from RefSeq and is a predicted model, not a curated record. The transcript has 12 exons.